Messenger RNA from Salvia splendens (bonfire salvia), 1384 nucleotides. RefSeq lists its product as uncharacterized. The record is from RefSeq and is a predicted model, not a curated record. Bases 214 to 1242 code for a protein of 342 amino acids. The transcript has 4 exons. Lineage: Eukaryota; Viridiplantae; Streptophyta; Magnoliopsida; Lamiales; Lamiaceae.
CACAUUUCGAUUUCCCUCAAAAUCUGAAUUAAAAGCCAACCUAAGAUGUUUUUUGACUAACAUUUGGCGAAAGCUAGCAUUACAAUCCGAUUGAAGCGGUUACAGCGUUUGUUGACUCCGACCGGCGCAAGAUGUCGACCAUCGGUCAUUUAUUGAUUCAAUGCGUUACUUGUUGUUGUUGGGUUCAUUAAUCAUGAUUUGCUUCUAGCACCCAUGGGUUCCCAACAAUUGAGUGCCAAUGACACCAACCACAGUCCAAUGACGGAUGUUGAUCCGGAAGCUCAUCUCGGCAGGGGGAAUGCAGUGGACAGGUCAAGACGUGUAUGGACACAACGUGAGGAGGAGAUUCUUAUGGCAACCAUGAAGGAGCUGGCUGCAGCUGGCUGGAAAUCGAAUAAUGGCUUCCGGGCUGGAUAUUUAACCCGAGUUGAAGAGGCACUUCGUCGCGAAUUCCCAAAGACCGACUUAUGCGUUCACCCUCAUAUCAAGUCUAAGAUCAGUUCUUGGAAGAGGAACUACUAUUCGCUCACAUUAAUCCUUGAUCGCAGUGGUGUGGGUUUUAAUGCCGAUGGUAACUACAAAAUAGAUAUCGAUGAUGAACAAUGGUCACAAGUUGUUCAGAAAGACAACAAUGCAAAAUACAUGAGGAACAAGUCUUGGCCCUUGUUGAACGAUUGGAAAGAGAUAUUCGGGAAGGACCGUGCGGAGGGAAUUCGGGCUAUUGAUACCGCUGAUGCGGUUCCCCGAAUUUAUGGCUCAAAGGUGCCUUUCAAUGAAGAUUCCGAUAAGUCUUCCCCAAUUACCUUAGAAGAACUAUACCCUGACCACAUCUUCCCUGCGGGUGUUAUACCGGAUAUGGUUGACGAGAGCACGUCGGUACCUGGAGCACCUGCACAACAUGUGCCACAGAAGAUUAACAAGAAAAGGAAGGUUGUUCAUUCAAUGGCCAAUAUAGACAAGAUUGACAGUGUCCUUACGUUGAUGACUCGCAUUCACGAAGACACACACGAUCGGUUGAAGGAAAUUUCAAGUCGAAUUGGGUAUGAGUUCGACCUUAGCUCGAAGAGAUCGGAGGUGUUCAAUCAAGUGAAAGGUAAGGUCGGCCUCACCAUAAAGCAGCAAUUUUAUGCAGUCAAAAAACUUGUGAAGGAGCCCGAGCUUAUGGAUCUUUUUCGGGGUCUGGAUGAGUUUGCUCGUCCAGCGUUUGUGCUUGAUCUUCUGGAAACUGAUCGGAUGCUAUAAAUUUCUUCAAGGGUUGAACGUUUUCUUUUUUGUCGUAUAGGGCCUAUGCAUUUUAUGUAGUAUGCCCCCUUAUACUUUUGCGGUUGUAGAUGAUGAACAUCGACCAAUUUCCCUAAUCAGUUAAUGAGCUUUUGUGGUUGUA